Molecule: messenger RNA, 1236 nt
Organism: Aspergillus versicolor CBS 583.65
Lineage: Eukaryota; Fungi; Ascomycota; Eurotiomycetes; Eurotiales; Aspergillaceae
Exons: 3
Coding region: 1-1236 (411 amino acids)
Biological process (GO): endoplasmic reticulum tubular network organization
Cellular component (GO): endoplasmic reticulum tubular network
Source: RefSeq, a predicted model, not a curated record
AUGGUGUCCCUCUGGCCGUUCGGGGGCGAAGAUAACUCCCCCGCCUCCUUCGAAAAAACCCUCUCCACUCUCUCGACCAAAAUCACCCGUGCCACCUCCCGCCUCGACCUUCACCGCCAGCAUGCCCGCCGCUUCAAGGCCCUCUGGACCCUCUACACCUCCUUCAUCUACCUCCUCUACACCGUUAUCCUCGCGCUCGUCCUAGGAUGGCAAAAUUGGGGUGUGAAAGAAUACGCCGCUAUCCUGGGCGGUCCCGUCAUCAUCUACGCAGUCCGCGCAGUAGGCAGCAAGUACUUCGAGUACCGGAUUAACAACACCAAUCGCUACCUCGAUAGUCUCCAGAAGCAGCGCGACGAAACAAUCGAGAAGCUCAAGGUCGCUACGAAAUAUAAUUCCACACAACAGCUGCUCGAGAAAUACGCCGGCGAUUCUCCCAAGCAAGGACAAGGGCGGUCGAAAAACGGCGAUCAGAAACCCAAGUCGGAGGGGAAACGCAAGACGUCGGGACAGCAGCAGCAACAACAGCAGCAACCCCCUGUUCAGAGAACUGGUCUCCCUCCCCCACCUACCGCGAAUAUCCGCCGCCCUGCACCUCCACAACCUGAGCUACCACCUUCACCGUAUCCACCGCAGCAGCAACAGCAGCAGCAAUUUGAAAAGCCUCUUCCCCCUCCUCCACCUGGGCUAGACGAGCCCGGAUUCGCGCCCAACGCCUUCCCCGCCUCACAGCAAUACAUCGAGCAGUCCCACUGGUACGACCGCCUUCUAGACGUCCUCCUCGGCGAAGACGAAACCCAACCGAAGAAUCGCAUCGUGUUGAUAUGCUCGUCAUGCCGACUCGUAAACGGCCAAGCACCACCGGGAAUGAAAACCCUCGAGGAACUCGGCCGCUGGCGGUGUGGAGGCUGCGGUGCAUGGAACGGCGAGGAAAGCGCGGCCAAGAAGGCCCUCGCUGAUAUCAAAGCUGAGUCUGGUCCCGUAGAGGCCGUGUCUGACGCAGAGGCAGAUGUCGAACACCCCUCUUCGGUGUCUGGAACCGAUGACGGUGUUAUUGUGACGAAGGAGGAGGGCCAAGAUCAGAUCGAAACGGGGAGUUCCUCUGGUGCGGAGACGCCCAACGAAGAAGCGGGCGAUGAGCAGGAUGAUGAAGAGGAGGUGCAGCCUGAGCCAGUUCCAGUGCCAGCGCCGAAGACUAGAUCGCAGAAUGCGACGAGGCGCCGUGGACGAAAGGGGUAG